AUGUAUCUGUUGAAUGCACAUGCUGUUGGGUCUCUGGUCCGGUUAGGGCAUUUGGCGCGGGAUGCAAACAAAUCUGGGACCUUAAAUCACCAAUCCAAUCCCAAUCAAUUCAUUUUCCUCCAAUUCCAAUUAAGGUUUCUUCCUCUUUUUCGUUCUCUCUCUCUCUUUUCUCACUAUUUCCUCGCCGAUAUCUCACAAAUUCCGCUCUUAGGGUUUCGUAGAACAAACCAAAAUUCAAUUGUUUUAGCUGAGAGUGUUUUUGAUCUACACGCGAUGGGUGCUCCGAAGCAGAAAUGGACUGCAGAAGAGGAACAAGCACUUAAAGCUGGAGUUGUCAAGCACGGUGUUGGUAAAUGGCGCACCAUACUGAAGGAUCCAGAGUUUAGUGGUGUCUUAUACCUGCGGUCAAAUGUGGAUCUCAAGGAUAAAUGGAGAAAUCUGAGCGUGAUGGCAAAUGGAUGGAGCUCUAGGGAAAAAUCUAGGUUAUCAGUCAGAAGGGUGCAUCAGGUCCCGAGACAGGAUGAGAACUCCAUGGCUAUCACUCCUGUUGUUCCAAGUGACGAAGAGAUUGUUGAUGUUAAGCCUCUUCAAGUUUCUAGAGAUAUUGUGCAUAUUCCUGGUCCAAAGAGGUCUAAUUUAAGUUUGGAUAAGCUUAUAAUGGAAGCAAUCACUAGCUUGAAGGAGAAUGGUGGUUCUAAUAAGACAGCUAUUGCAGCUUUUAUAGAGGACCAAUAUUGGGCACUGCCAGGCUUAAAAAGUAUGUUGUCUGCAAAAUUAAAGUUUUUGACAGCAAGUGGAAAACUGAUCAAGGUAAAUCGCAAGUAUAGAAUUGCACCUAUAGCAGCAUAUUCUGACAGAAGAAGAAACUCAUCCAUGCUAUAUUUGAAAGGGAGGCAGAAAGCCUCUAUGAAAAUUGACAGGGAUGAGACCAACAUCCUUACUAGAUCUCAGAUAGAUUUAGAGUUAGAAAAGAUAAGGUCUAUGACUCCACAAGAGGCAGCUGCAUUUGCUGCCCGAGCAGUUGCUGAAGCAGAAGCCGCCAUUGCAGAAGCAGAGGAGGCAGCAAAGGAGGCUGAGGCAGCAGAAGCUGAUGCGGAGGCUGCACAAGCUUUUGCAGAUGCUACAACGAAAUCAGCGAAAGGGAGAAAAUCCCCAAAGAGGAUCCAUACUUAAUGGAAGUUUGAAGAAUUAGACAUGAGGAGAGAUGAACCAUGGCAUUGAGUAGGACAGCCAGCCAGCUAAAUAUCAUUUGCUGGCAUUGUCUAUAUAUUUUGCAUAUAAUAUUGGAGGCUCUUGUGACUAUGCUGGUUUCACCUUUAUUAGGAGAUUAAUUCUAUAUUUUUGGAUCUUGGAAUAUCCUUCUUGUAGAUAGAACCAUUGUUUGAAUCUUUAUUGUAAUUUCUUUAGUGCUGUCGUUACCUUAGCACUCUGUCCAUGUACUUUGUUUAUAGAAAGUAGAUGUUUAGAUGAAUGGGAAUUCGUUCAAAUUCCUUCUGAAA
Messenger RNA from Glycine soja, 1499 nucleotides. Its product is annotated as telomere repeat-binding factor 1-like. Bases 1 to 1173 code for a protein of 390 amino acids. The record is from RefSeq and is a predicted model, not a curated record. Gene Ontology annotation, biological process: nucleosome assembly. Gene Ontology annotation, cellular component: nucleosome. The transcript has 7 exons. Lineage: Eukaryota; Viridiplantae; Streptophyta; Magnoliopsida; Fabales; Fabaceae. Gene Ontology annotation, molecular function: double-stranded telomeric DNA binding.